AUGAAUAAAAUAAUAAAUUGCCCAAAAAGUUUAUAAUAGUCAGAUGAAAAAGAUGAGUAUGUAGUUUAAAUUUAUAUAAUAGUCUUUGGUUCAAAAAAUUAACAGUUAAAAGUUAGGAUGCUACUCAUACCAUUUGGGAAUGUGAAUUUUCAAAUUGGGUUUAAAAUGAAGCAAAAUUUGUAAAGUUGAAAAUAACAAUAAUUCUUUCUGAAGAUAAAGAAAUUAAGUACAUAUAAAAUGGAGAGAUUAUAAGAAUGUAAAUAAUUUUUGAAAUAAUAAAAUAGAGACUAUGUGCCCAACUUAUUUGCUAAACCUUAAUUUUUUAAUAAUUUAGAAUAAUUAAAAAAUCUUUAAUGGCAAGGAAAUUAUACAAUUAAUCGAAAAAAGAUUUCUAAAUGGACUGCAUAUUGGAACGGAGAAAAAAUUAAAAAAGUUGGUGGAUAUUACUGCGAGAGUGGAUUAAAGUAGGGUUUAUGGAAGGAACUAAGUAAGAACUAUUGGAGGUACAUUUAUUAAGUAUAUAAAAUAGUAAAGCUUAAAUAUUUGAAAUUGGAGAGUACUUUAAUGAUCAAAGAAGAGGAUUCUGGAAAUAUAGCUUUUAAAAUACUAUUAUGUAAGAUAUUUACUUAUUUGUAUAGUGGAGGAGGGUAUUAUAAUUAAGAGAGCUUAAAGCAUGGUUAAUGGGUAGAAUUGAGUGAUGCAUUUAGGGAGUAUUAUAAUUAAAAUAAAUUAUAGGUUUAGUGAAGUGACUUAUGAAGGUGAAUAUAAUAACGGUAAUAAAGUUGGGGUAUGGAAUAUUUUUUGGCAAUAUUAUGAAUAGAAAUUAUAAUUGUAAGAAAAGGAUUAAGAAUUUUAGAGGUUAUGGAAUAUAUGGUUAAAAUAAUUCUGGAUGUGCUGUCAAAAUAGGAAUGUGGAUUGAAUUAUGUGAUGAAUUUUGGAAGAAUUCACAAAUCUUUCAUAUUGGGAAAUAUAUAAAUGGCCUUAAGGUUGGUAAAUGGGAUAUUAUAGAAUAAUGGAACAAUAAUUCAACUUAAAUGUAAGAUAUUAUAAUUUAAUAAAAUUUAAGAGGAGGUGGAUUUUAUGAAUACGAUGAAAAUUAUGGAAAUUUUAAGAGUGGAAAGUGGAUUGAAAUAUGUGAAGGGUUUUAUAGAUCAUAUAUUUAUUCAAAAUAAAUUACUUAUAAUGGUGAAUAUAAAAAAGGUAAAAAAGUUGGUGUAUGGGAUAUUUUAUGGAGAAAAAGUUCUGAAGAAUCAUUUAUAAAGAUGUAAUAGAAUAUAUAUUAUUAAAAUAGUGGUGGAGGAUCAUAUGGAGAUGAUGAAAUGGAAGGAAAUUUAAAAUUUGGAAGUUGGAUUGAGUUGAGUGAUAAAUUUAAUAUGUGGAAUUAAAUCAUUUAUAAUGGCUAAUAUAAAAAUAAUUAAAAGAUUGGUAAAUGGGAAGUUUAAUGGAGAAAAUAGCAUGAUAAACAAUUUGAAGUGAUGUAAUAAAAAAUAAUAAAAGUAAAUUAAGUGGUGGUGGAUUAUAUGUCGAUGUUGAAGGUAAUGGAACUUAAAAGAAUGGAAAUUGGAUUGAGGUGAACGAUAACUUUGAAAUAAAUAAUUAAACUACUCACUAAGGCGAAUAUAAAAAUGGAAAAAAGAUUGGUAGUUGGGUUAUUUUAUAUAGGGAACAUGAUGCUAAACCAUUUGAAUAGAUGUAAGAGUAUUAUUAAUAACAAAAUUUAGAGGUGGAGGAUAAUUUGCUAUUAAUGAAAAGUAAGAGGAUGUUAAGAUUGGUAGAUGGAUAGAAUUGUGCAACUAUUUUGGAACGGGAUUUAAAAGUAGCCAAGUUAUUUUUAUUGGAGAUUAUUAAAAUGAUAAAAAAGUGGGUAGAUGGGAUUUUUGUUGGAGGAAAGAAAAUUCUAAACCUUUUGAAAAGAUGUAAGAUAAAUUUUAAUAGCAUUUUUAGUGGAGGUGGUGUAUAUGACAUUGAUGAAUAAUUAGGAAUAUCAAUAAAAGUUGGAUCCUGGAUUGAAUUGUCUGAUACUUAUGGAAUUUAAUCUGGUUAAGAUUAAGUCAUUUUCAAUGGUUAAUAUCUAAAUGGCAAAAAAGUUGGGAUAUGGAAUAUGAUGAAUAGAGAUUAUUAAUAAGCGGAAAUAAGAUUCUAAUAAAUUAAAGAAAUAAAUUAUAAUCAUUUUAAUAAAUGA
Messenger RNA from Paramecium sonneborni, 2182 nucleotides. NCBI's taxonomy places the organism in Eukaryota, Ciliophora, Oligohymenophorea, Peniculida, Parameciidae. The record is from the annotation of a GenBank genome assembly.